AUGUGUUGGUUUAAGAAAUCAGUUGUUGAGGUUGUUUUGUUGCUGAUUGUGGUUGGGUGCUGGGUUAACGUUGAUGUCUGCGAAGCCUUUGGGACGUUCGGGUUCGACAUCCACCAUAGGUAUUCGGACAGGGUGAAGGAGUUCUUGGACGUUGAUGGGUUGCCGGAGAAAGGCAGCCUCGGCUACUACGCCGCCAUGGCCCACCGUGACCAGCUCUUCAAGGCCCGCCGGCUGACCACCGCCAACUCAACCGCCAUCCUCACUUUCUACGGCGGCAACCAGACUUUCCGCAUCGCCUCUCUUGGAUUCUUGCAUUAUGCAGUUGUUGCUGUGGGUACCCCACCCUUAACAUAUCUUGUGGCACUCGACACGGGCAGUGAUCUAUUUUGGUUACCAUGCGAUUGCACAAACUGCGCGCGUAGCCUGAACUCGUCGAAUUCAAGGGCGGGGAUAGAUUUAAACAUUUACAGCCCGAGUAAUUCUUCGAGUAGCAACCCGGUUCCAUGCAAUAGCACAAUUUGUGAAAGGAGAAGGAGAAGAGGAUGUUCAACGAGCCGAAAUGCGUGUUCUUACCAAGAAAUAUACCUCUCGAACAACACAUCAACAGCAGGGAUACUGGUAGAUGAUAUUUUGCAUUUGGGCACUGAUUCUUCUCAACAAAACAUCGUUGAAGCUCCUAUUACGUUAGGGUGCGGAAUAACUCAAACAGGUGAUUUCUUGGAUGGUGCUGCUGUUAAUGGUCUGUUUGGACUUGGUAUGGACAGUAUAUCUGUCCCGAGCAUCUUAGCCAGUCAAGGACUCGCAGCAAAUUCUUUCUCAAUGUGCUUUGGGCCCGAUGGAAUAGGAAGGAUUAAUUUUGGUGAUAAAGGGAGUCCAGACCAGAGAGUAACUUCAUUUAAUCUUGGACAACCAAACCCGACUUAUAAUAUAACCGUGACACAAAUUGCCGUGGAGAAUAAUGUCACGGAUCUUGAAUUCACAGCUGUCUUUGACUCGGGAACUUCGUUUACGUACUUGAACAACCCAGCUUACUCUGUUAUUGCGGAAAGUUUUAGUUCUCAAGUAACUGAGCCGCGUUAUCAACCUACGAGCGACAUUAUCUUUGACUAUUGCUAUUCGCUCAGUUCAACACAAGAAAGCUAUAACAUUCCAAGCUUGAACUUGACAAUGAGAGGUGGAAGCCAAUUUUCUGCUCUUGCGCCAACUAUUGUUAUUCCCCGACAGGGAGGGUAUGCAUAUUGUUUGGCUAUCGUCAGAAGUGAGGAUAUUAACAUCAUUGGCCAAAACUUUAUGACCGGCUACCGUAUGGUCUUUGAUCGUGAGGAGAUGGUAUUGGGUUGGACAGAAUCUGACUGCUAUGAUUCGGUCUCGUCAAACACUCUACCGGUAAACAAUACCAAUAACCCGACUAGUGCCCCUUCGCCUUCCGCCUUGGAACCAGAAGCCACGCCUGCAAACCGAAGCCAAUCACCUGUCCCGAGCAUUUCACGGCGGCCAGCUCAGCCUCUGCCGCCACCAUCACCGCCUGCCACAUCACUUCCCGGUGGUGGUGCCGCCGCCCGUUUGAAUGGCUCCGUGAAAAUCGUACUUUCGAUUUGUGUCUACAUCCUCAUUUUCCUCUGUUCAUAA
Messenger RNA from Striga hermonthica, 1629 nucleotides. The record is from the annotation of a GenBank genome assembly. Lineage: Eukaryota; Viridiplantae; Streptophyta; Magnoliopsida; Lamiales; Orobanchaceae.